CGUCUACUUCCUAUGUUAGCUGUCGAAGUUUGAUGUGUUGAAUAUAAUUGGCUGUUGUCAGUUCCGAAGAAAACCGAUCGUAUUAGAGUAGCUGAAUCAUUUUCGUUUCUAGAUCUGUACUGAACCCCAAUAAUAGGACACAGUAAUUGGCGAUGAGAAUGGUUGUUAAAAGUGUUGCUGAUAAGCUUAAACAACAGCUCAAACUGAUUGAUUUACUUACGUCUGUUACAUCUCGUGGAGGACAAAAGGCUGCCAACCAGCACUCUCCAUCCAACUCUGUCCUAUGCAAUCCUUUCCAGUUGAUAUUCAUCCUUUUGAUGUCUCCUUCCGAUUCCCGAUACAAUGUGUUCUUUGGUCUUCUUCAUUUACGUUUCCUUUCAGCAUUUCAAGUUAUCGCUUGCCACAUAAUGCAGUUUUUUGAUUUCCACAACGUAUGUUCUAUCACACUGGAUGAAAUGUUACCUCAUAUCCAAAUCACUAAGAACACAUUACUAUCAAUAUUCCUAUAUGAAUUUAUGUUUGCCUUCUUAUAUAAACUAUCCAUUUAUAGAAAGCUGUUCUCUGAUUGAUUGGAAAGUAAGUGGAAUUUCACUGACGUUAUUUUCAGCUUACUCCUUAACUAUAUCUACUACCAUGGAUCAACUUACUAACUUCAAUAAAUUAUCUUCGCCCUGCUUCUCACCUUACGUAUUUAACAAAUGAAAUAUAUACUAUUGCAAUAAACAUCAGCAUCGAUACGUUUCUAUUAUAUACACAAACUCGAUGUAAACUUGUCAAACAAUGAAAGUAUU
Messenger RNA from Schistosoma intercalatum, 791 nucleotides. NCBI's taxonomy places the organism in Eukaryota, Metazoa, Platyhelminthes, Trematoda, Strigeidida, Schistosomatidae. The record is from the annotation of a GenBank genome assembly.